GAGAGGAAUUAUCAAAUUUUGUCAAUUUCCCACGGCCAUGUCUUUCAGUAGGAUAGCAUCUGCAAGAAACCCGAAGGUGUGAUGAAUGCACUUACGGCAAAGCUCGGAUGUGACGACUUCGCGGAAAAUGGUGUUUGCUGCAUGUAGCAAAAACGUCGAGCGAUGAGCUGCGACGGUGGACCCGAUUGGAUGAGCUCCAGCCACGGUGAGAAAGUCGCGAAGACUUUAGACGGCGCGGAGGUCGUGGUGGUUCCGGGAGCAGGCCACCAGCUCUUCAGGGACAACGCUCCAGCCUUCAACGAGAUGCUGCUUGCUGCACUUGCAAGAGCAACUUUACCACAUAAUCAUCGUGGCGCGUAAUCAUCAAAAACCAUCAUGUCGCAUGUGUUAUGCUAUCUUCGAGUGUUUACUUGUCUUUCAAAGAAUGUAGGUCGUUCAGGACAUUCGUCCUUGACCCGCACAACUGCUUUGACCCUAUCAACGCCAAGCAAUAAUGCUGCGAAUGCUGCGUCCUGUUGCCGCCGCUACAGCGGUGUUGCUUGCCGCAGGUGUUGCGACCGAGGGGCGACUAUGGCAAUGGGUGCCUGCAAGCUACUCCAAACUCGAGGAAGCGGAGCGCAAGAUCCUCACACGCGCUAUCUCAUCGCCGUUUGAAAUGAAGAAGGUUGCGCGGCUGGGCACCGUGGUGGUGCCCUGUUCGGACGAAAAGAAGCGCGAAAGCGCCAAGAAUCUCGUGCUGAUCCACGGUUUCGCUGGUGGUAACGCGGUGUGGGCAAUGAAUCUGGAGAAAUUGUCCAAGCACUUUAAUGUGUACGCAGUGGAGUGGAUUGGUGUCGGGCGGUCGGAUCGUCCUGACUUCAAUUUCAAAGAUUAUGACAGUGCCGAUGACUUCGUCGUUGGUUCGUUCGAGAAGUGGCAACAAGAGAUGAACCUUGAGAAUUUUGAAUUGGUCGGCCACUCAAUGGGGGCUAUCUUCGCAUCUUCAUAUGCAUUGAAGCACCCUGAGCAAGUCAACCACUUGGUAUUGGCAUCUCCUGCAGGUGUGCCACACCCACCACCGCCUCCGGAUCCGACGACGGAGGAAGGCAAAGCUGCUAACCGCUCGUGGCUGAGACGCAUGGUCUUCUCGGCUUGGGAAAACGGUGUGACGCCGAUGUCUGUCGCUCGCUUUAUGGGGCCGUAUGGACCGAGACUGGUGCAAAACGUGGUGCACCGUCGAACUUCAUUCAUGUCGGAGGGAAGCGCCAUGCGAGACGGUCGUGUCAACUUGAAUGAGUUGGGUGAAUACGUUUACCACAAUUGGGCGCUCAAGGCAAGUGGAGAACGCGCCAUGAUCACGCAUCUUGCUCCAGGAGUGCACGCAGUUCGACCACUCGUGGACGUAUUGCGUCCAGAGAAUGUGAAGAUGCCGCUUACGUUUAUCUAUGGCGAAUACGACUGGAUGGACUACCGCAAUGGACUAAGUAUCGUGGAGCGCUUCAAGGAGAAGGGCCACGCUGCUGAUCUUUAUCGUGUUCCGAACGGAGGCCAUCAAAUGUUUAUGGAGAAUCCGGACGACUUUAGCCGCAUCCUUAUCGACAACUUGGCAAGAUAAAGCACCGCUCUUGAACACUUCUAGACGAAUAAACUGUAUGCAGACUUUACGAUUUAUUUUCCAGACGUGCCUUAAAAAGCACCAUAUCACUUCCUUCCUGGAAGUCCGGAUGCAGUUCCAACCGGUCGAUCUGUUCAAUUUCAAACAUUUUUUCAAACGAUUCGAAGAACUGCUCUUCCGAGUUUUGACGUUUCUUGUAGGCAAGCAGCACCAGCGUCUCAGGUCCAGCCAUUGCUUGCAGCGACGUCAUUAACGCUUCAAAUGCUGAGGCGUACGGGCACGCCACGAUGUCAGCUCCAAGAAUCACGUCGUAGUUAUGGCCGCGCACGAGGUGAUGCUCCAUGUCACCCCAGAGAUACUUGUCCGCAGUGCAAAUCUCUUUUGAGAGUUCGUUCACCUCGAUAUUGUGCUGUGUGAGUGCAACCGAUGCUGGAUCUCCAUCGGUCACGACAAUACUCUUGGGCUGUAAGUGAGCAGCUACGACUCCAACAAGUCCCGGACCGCAUCCCAGUUCAACGACGCGCUUCCCCUUCACCAGAUCUGGAUGAGCUGCUAGAUACAGUGAUAGUGCAAUGGCUGCGUCAUAAACUGAAGCCCCGAAGCCCAAAGUCGUACCACCGCGUCCGUCGCUCUGCCACGCUUGAUCAAUGCGAAUACGCUUACCGGCGAUCGGGAACCAACGGGUGGCGUCACGCAGCGCAUCGUGAAACGGAUUCCGAAAGGAAAACGGCACCAACGCAGACGCUGCGGAUGGAGGUGGUGCCUCCGGUUCAUUGCAGAAGCUUCUGGGACUCUCCACAACACUCGUAGAAGUUUCGAUCGAGUCCAUCGCACGAAUGCGGCAGAAUUUCGCAAAUUUUCACAAAAUUUCACAAAAACUCUAUCGGUGUAUUUCUUAAUGCAAAUAUUGCAUUACGGUCUUGACGAA
Molecule: messenger RNA, 2522 nt
Organism: Phytophthora nicotianae INRA-310
Lineage: Eukaryota; Oomycota; Peronosporomycetes; Peronosporales; Peronosporaceae
Exons: 7
Coding region: 494-1594 (366 amino acids)
Source: RefSeq, a predicted model, not a curated record